Messenger RNA from Eriocheir sinensis (Chinese mitten crab), 1317 nucleotides. Its product is annotated as ubiquitin-like protein 4A. Gene Ontology annotation, biological process: post-translational protein targeting to endoplasmic reticulum membrane. The coding region runs from base 117 to 584 and encodes 155 amino acids. The record is from RefSeq and is a predicted model, not a curated record. Gene Ontology annotation, molecular function: protein binding. NCBI's taxonomy places the organism in Eukaryota, Metazoa, Arthropoda, Malacostraca, Decapoda, Varunidae. The transcript has 4 exons.
CAGGUCAAAGAGGUAGGUAAAACUUUUCCUCCUUCACCGGCACCGUUGGGGCGGCCGACGGUCCUCCCCGCCUCAGUGUUCCUCGCGUAACAACAACACUCGGCCAGGCAGGCACGAUGAGGCUGACAGUGAAAAUACUGCAGGGCGGGGAGUGCUGCGUCAAUGUGCCUGAAACAGCUAAGGUGAGCGAGGUGAAGACAUGCGUGGAGCAGCUCCUGAAUGUGCAGGCAGCCUCACAACGUCUUGUCUUCAAGGGCAAGACUCUGGCAGAUGACAUGACACUGACUGAAGCUGGUGUGACAGAGGCCACCAAGAUCCACAUGAUGGUGAAGAAGGGUGAGGGUGUGGCAGCCACCACCACGAACAGCACCUCUCCCUCACCAGCAAGCUCCUCCAAAACCCCUGCUCCCUUGCCCCCCCUGGACUUCUUUGUACAGCUGGAUGCCUUUCUCAGCAAACACCUCACUCAGGAACAGACAAACAAAGUGGUUAAUGAGUUUAGAAAGAAUUGCCAAUUGAUGGUGGACAGCAUGAACUUUGAGGACAUUGAAAGAUUUGCUGCCAGUGGCUGCACAGAAUUUUAGAGAGAGAGAGAGAGAGAGAUUGUAUUAUUUCCAGGUGUAUGUCUGGAUUCUCUGCUGUUUACAGAUUUCCUACAAACGUGCUAUGACCUUUCUACAUGAGAGGCGUACAUAUGGAUGCAUGCAUGCAUAUACCCACCUUUCUCCCACACGAGUCCUUGCCACAAACCUGAUUAAUGACGUUUAACCCUUCUACCUAUGUAUGUAUGCAUGUGUAUGACUUAAUCAGACUUUUUGCAAAUGCUGGUGCAGUUUUCAUAUAUAGUUUUUAUAUAUUUAAUGUGUCACUGCUGCUGCUGCUGCCUUGGCUGACUGACUAUUGUAUCGUUUUAAUAUGUUGUCCCGUUGUUUAUAUACGUGGUGUUGGUGUUUUGGUAUGCAAUCUAUCAGUUGGCACUUCUUUUUAGUACAAAGAGAGGUCAGUUAACUCGGAUUAAUUGGUGAUUUUUUUUUCUUAAGCUGAUGGUUCUUGUAGUGUUGUAGUGGGUGAGGGAUGGAGGGAGGGACAGACUAGGGCAAGGUAACAGAAGCUUUGAAAAUAAGAUGACUAACUGUGUCAAGGGUAGGAGCUGUGGAAUUAUUAUAGGAGAGAGAGAGAGAGAGAGAGAGAGAGAGAGAGAGAGAGAGAGAGAGAGAGAGAGAAUUGAAUUAUGUAACACCAUGGAAUCUGGUUGUAUGUAUGUAACUAGGAGUGUAAUUUGGUGGUCAACUUUAAGCAUAAAAUAGAGAACUUGUA